AGAACUCUGCUAAGCUCUGCUGCAGAGACAGGCAGGAGUAGACACCCAGACACCCAGCACCCCUCCUCCGGGGGGCGGUGCAGUGGGGGCACGGAGAGCCCCUCGAGCGCAGCAGGCCGCCCCGCCAGCAUGGCAGAAGCUGAGGAAGAUUGUCAUUCUGAUACUGUCAGAGCAGAUGAUGAUGAAGAAAAUGAAAGUCCUGCUGAAACAGAUCUGCAGGCACAACUCCAGAUGUUCCGAGCUCAGUGGAUGUUUGAACUUGCUCCAGGUGUAAGCUCUAGCAAUUUAGAAAAUCGACCUUGCAGAGCAGCAAGAGGCUGUCUCCAGAAAACAGCAGCAGAUACCAAAGGAAAACAAGAACAGGCAAAAGAAGAAAAGGCUCGAGAACUCUUCCUAAAAGCAGUAGAAGAAGAACAAAAUGGAGCUCUCUAUGAAGCCAUCAAGUUUUAUCGUAGGGCUAUGCAACUUGUACCUGAUAUAGAGUUCAAGAUUACUUAUACCCGGUCUCCAGAUGGUGAUGGCGUUGGAAACAGCUACAUUGAAGAUAAUGAUGAUGAUAGCAAAAUGGCAGAUCUCUUGUCCUACUUCCAGCAGCAACUCACAUUUCAGGAGUCUGUGCUCAAACUGUGUCAGCCUGAGCUUGAGAGCAGUCAAACUCAUAUAUCAGUGCUGCCAAUGGAGGUCUUGAUGUACAUCUUCCGAUGGGUGGUGUCUAGUGACUUGGACCUCAGAUCAUUGGAGCAGUUGUCGCUGGUAUGCAGAGGAUUCUACAUCUGUGCCAGAGACCCUGAAAUAUGGCGUCUGGCCUGCUUGAAAGUUUGGGGCAGAAGCUGUAUUAAACUUGUUCCAUACACAUCCUGGAGAGAGAUGUUUUUAGAACGGCCUCGUGUUCGGUUUGAUGGAGUGUAUAUCAGUAAAACCACAUAUAUUCGUCAAGGGGAACAGUCUCUUGAUGGUUUCUAUAGAGCCUGGCACCAAGUGGAAUAUUACAGGUACAUAAGAUUCUUUCCUGACGGCCAUGUGAUGAUGUUGACAACCCCUGAAGAGCCUCAGUCUAUUGUUCCCCGUUUAAGAACUAGGAAUACCAGGACUGAUGCAAUUCUACUGGGUCACUAUCGCUUGUCACAAGACACAGACAAUCAGACCAAAGUAUUUGCUGUAAUAACUAAGAAAAAAGAAGAAAAACCACUCGACUAUAAAUACAGAUAUUUUCGUCGUGUCCCUGUACAAGAAGCAGAUCAGAGUUUUCAUGUGGGGCUACAGCUAUGUUCCAGUGGCCACCAGAGGUUCAACAAACUCAUCUGGAUACAUCAUUCUUGUCACAUUACUUACAAAUCAACUGGUGAGACUGCAGUGAGUGCUUUUGAGAUUGACAAAAUGUACACCCCCUUGUUCUUCGCCAGAGUAAGGAGCUACACAGCUUUCUCAGAAAGGCCUCUGUAGAGCCUCAAGUCCAGUCCACUAUCACUUUUGCAUGAAUUAAAGUAUAUAGCGCAAAAGAGCACCUAAGUUAUAAAUGUGUAUAUAUAUAUAUGGAAUUGGAACUUAUUUUAAAUUGUUGGAGUUCUUUUAAGAAGAGUAUAAAUUGAUUAUUUUUUUUAUUUAAAGGGAUAGUUGAUUCUUGGGGUGUUUUGAAAUUAAGUUGGAAUUAAUUUGCUUAAGCAUAUUUAUGUUGUGAGAAACCUUAAUAUGAAGUUUAUCAUGCCCUUUUUCAAGCAGAUUUAUGAGCAGAUUUCUGUCACAUAAGUCAUCUUCUAGUUGAGCAUCCUAAUAUUUAAAUACAUCAGGGGAGAGCUCCACUGGAUAAGCAUUUUAUUUCCCGCAUGGCAUAAUGUUUUUGCACUAAAGGCUCAAAGUGUGAGAACCUGUUCUGGAUUUGUUUGAAUUGUUUCACCAAUAAAGAUCAUAAAUAAAUGUUUCUUUCAAGAAAAUA
Messenger RNA from Rhinopithecus roxellana (golden snub-nosed monkey), 1933 nucleotides. RefSeq names its product F-box protein 9 (gene FBXO9). The record is from RefSeq and is a predicted model, not a curated record. NCBI's taxonomy places the organism in Eukaryota, Metazoa, Chordata, Mammalia, Primates, Cercopithecidae. Bases 130 to 1443 code for a protein of 437 amino acids. Gene Ontology annotation, molecular function: protein binding. Gene Ontology annotation, cellular component: SCF ubiquitin ligase complex. The transcript is spliced from 13 exons. Gene Ontology annotation, biological process: SCF-dependent proteasomal ubiquitin-dependent protein catabolic process.